GGCCACCUCGUCUCACACUCACGCGCCUUAUCACGCGAUACUUUUGAUCCUACACGUAUUCCUUUUAAGGUCAUAAAUGGUCUAUUUUUAACGUCUAGUAUAUUUUUUGCUAGCAUGCUUGCUUCUGCCCGUUACUAACAGGAAGCGUUUACGGAGUCGAAACAGUCGCACGAAGGCAAGCAGGAGCAGCGAGCCGAGCCCGUUUUACGGUGUUUACGGUAAUGUUAACCGGAAGAGUAAACAAACAUGCGCCGCCAUGCGCAGUGUGUGCGCUCCUCACGAACGCGUCUGUCUUCUGCGGUUCACGGGCGCCUUUUCAACGCGUGCAUCUAAACAUGCAAGCCGAUUCCCGUUAAAUCCGACCCGCGCUACAUCCGCCCGCGAUGCAAAUCGAUGAAAAGCCCGCUGCUGCGUGCGUGAGGGCUGCAUAGCUGGCCGAGCCUCGCUGAUCCGCGUGAGCGCUCUUUAUUUCAUUAGCGUGACCCUAAAGGUGCUAGUAAUUGUAAUGCAUUUCUCUAAAAAAUGCUCCGUGUUUAAGGUGGUGCUCAGUGCCCUUCUCAUCGUUGCACUGCUGCAGCUUUUAUAUCUGUCCUUCCUCUCAAAGUUGCACGGCAAGCAGCAGCGCUACAAGUAUUCCGAGCUCUUCGGCUCCAAAAAGAGCUCAAACCAAGGAGAGAAGAACCCCAGACGGGAGCAUCUCAGGUACUCUUUAUCCACAGGCGGGAUCUUCGAUGGGAGCGGACAGUACCGGGUCUACAAGAACCUGAUUAAAAGCGACUUCUCGACCAAUCAGAAGCCAGGCGCCGACCCCAGGUCGCACCACCUGGUUUUGGCCACGCAUACGACCAUCAACAACCUCCACCAUUUGAGCUCUUUGUUGGAGCGCUGGCAGAAUCCGCUGUCCGUCGCCAUAUUCGCCAGCGGCCAGGAUGUCAAGUUCGCGACGGCGUUCGUUUACGCCCUCGGCCUGUUCUGCCCGCAGGUCCAAGCGCUGGUGGAUUUCCAUCUGGUUUGCCACUCGGGCGAAAUGGCGAGCUUCCCAGACCAGGAUCGAGAGCACUUCGCCGGUCUGGAGGAGAUGGGCUGCUCGGGCGUCUUCGCCAAGCUGGAGUCGCACCGAGACAAGUACAAAAACUACGCCAUCGGAAACAACGUCUCGUACCCCAACAACCUCCUUCGCAACGUGGCCCGCGGCGGUUCAGACGCCGCCUACAUCCUGGUCGUCGAUAUCGACAUGAUACCCAGCGCCAAUCUGCAUCACCAAUUCGUGACCAUGCUGAUGAGGCGCGAACCGGCUGCGGACGAGGUCCUCGUGCUUCCCGCCUUCGAGAUCAGACACACUCGUAAGAUGCCUGCGACGAAGGCGGAGCUGGUGCAGCUUUAUCAGGUGGGCGAGGUGCGGCCGUUCUACGACGAGCUCUGCCCUCGCUGUCAGGCUCCUACCAAUUACUCGCAGUGGGUCAAUCUGGCCAGCAGGGGCUCCGGGCCCCUGGAGGUGGCGUACACCAUAAACUGGGCUGAUCCGUGGGAGCCUUUCUAUAUCGGCGCGCGAACGGUUCCUCUCUACGACGAGAACUUCAGGCAGUACGGCUUCAACCGCAUCAGUCAGGCCUGUGAGCUUCACAUCGCCGGGUACCGCUUCUCCGUGGUGAGCAACGCUUUCGUGGUGCACAAAGGCUUCAAGGUCCAGGGAGAGUUCCACAGCAGAAAGGACGAGGAGAACCGCAAGAACCGCAUCCUCUUCCGCAGCUUCAAGGAGAGCCUGAAGGCCAAGUACCCCAGCUCGCCUCGCCACUGCUGAAAAACAGACCUGGUCCCGGCCAGGAUCACAAAACUGAGACCAAGAACCUGUUUGUAUCUCGGCUCAUCAAAAACAGUCAACGGAGAUGCUCUCGGAUGCUCCUUGUUUUAUCAGCUGAAGACACGAUCCUUCACGCUUUAAAGGAGAGACACUUUUUAUUUAUAUAGUACAUUUGUGACUACUGUGGAUUUUGACAGCAAGAUACAAAUGUCUUCGAAGUUAACUUAUUUAUUUAUUUGAUUGGUUUUAAUGCUAUUUUUCAUCUUGGUUUUCUGAGGCUUUCGAUGUAUUUUUUUUUUUUUUUUUUUAAAUCACUUUCUUGCCCGAAUUUAAGCCAAGACGCCCGAGCUGAAUAGGGUACAAAAUAUUAAUAUACAUCACUGUAAUAUUAUAUUUGAUCGAUUGCAUUAAGAAUUUUUCGCAUUGCAUUGCAGGUUUUCUAAAAUGCAAAUUCGGCAUUAUGUAUUUGAAUAUACACUAAUUUAUAUACAUUUCCGGAGCAUAAAUCUGAACAUUGGAUACAUUUUUUUUUUUCAUUUCUUUUUAAUAUGACUAAGAAAAAUGCGUUGUGAAAUGCAGUGCAUAAACCAGUAAACACCGUCAGAAUAUAGAUGAGAAUAAAAUACUAUAAAAUAAUUAUUUGAAUUGAAAUAUACAGACACAGAUGCAUUUUUAAGGUAAACAACAGGUUAUGAAAACAACAAAUAGCACGCAGUUCUUGCCUUAAUGUAAGAAACCCUUUGCCGAAGUAAACGUGCAGCAGCUACGACGAGAGCGUGUGUGACGCGUGUUUAAGUUACUGACGAGACGAGGUCUAGUAAAGACCCAGAGAUUAGUCGUAAAGCUAUUAACAUAUUAAGGUCGAUAGGCCACCUUUAUGCUAAUAACAGCUCUAAAGACGCUCACAGACCCUGAUGAUAUCACACACACACACACACACGGGGAGCGUCUGAAAAUCAUAUUAGUGUUUUAAUUAUACUGUGGAUUAGGGCUAGAUGACAAUUAAGAAACACUAGAUUAAUGCAGCAAUGUACAGUAUAGUGACUGAACAGGCAAUACUGUAUAAGUCAGAUUUUACAUAUAUCGUAUUAACACUGAACGGGGCUCGUAUAUAUAUUUAUAUACGCAUUUUCUUUUAUUAUAUAGUAUUUUGUAUCGUUUUUUUCCCCUUGCCUGAUAUCGAAAGUGUUUAUUUUUUUACAUUACUGCCAUUUUUUUUUUUGUUUUGGUCAUAAAAGCAAGAUUUUUAGCCAUUGAACUCCGUUCAGCCCGAUGGUGUCGUGCAGUGAUGGAAGCAUGAAUGUUGUGACGCUGGAAAAAACACUGUUGUGAAAAAGAUUGUAAAGUGUUUUAUAAAAUUGUUACAUAAAGUGGUCGCCUAAUUGUUCGAUGACGUGUGAAACUGACACUGUUUUAGUUUGUGUUGAAUGACGAAUGAAGUUGUUCUGUUUUUAUUAUUGACUUGUUUGUUUUGUAUCUGGUUACAAUAAAUCUACGACAUUUGU
Messenger RNA from Puntigrus tetrazona (Sumatra barb), 3306 nucleotides. RefSeq names its product beta-1,4-glucuronyltransferase 1 (gene b4gat1). Gene Ontology annotation, molecular function: glucuronosyltransferase activity. The transcript has 2 exons. NCBI's taxonomy places the organism in Eukaryota, Metazoa, Chordata, Actinopteri, Cypriniformes, Cyprinidae. The coding region runs from base 506 to 1801 and encodes 431 amino acids. The record is from RefSeq and is a predicted model, not a curated record.